Messenger RNA from Fusarium coffeatum, 5790 nucleotides. RefSeq lists its product as uncharacterized. NCBI's taxonomy places the organism in Eukaryota, Fungi, Ascomycota, Sordariomycetes, Hypocreales, Nectriaceae. The record is from RefSeq and is a predicted model, not a curated record. Bases 1 to 5790 code for a protein of 1929 amino acids. Gene Ontology annotation, biological process: transmembrane transport. Gene Ontology annotation, molecular function: ATP hydrolysis activity; ATP binding; ABC-type transporter activity. Gene Ontology annotation, cellular component: membrane. The transcript is spliced from 19 exons.
AUGUCGCGCUUGGAGAGCUACUCCCAUAUCUGCGGAGACAAUACAUUUGGACCUACUGUGCCUGGACUUGCAGAUUGUCGUGGCGGAUUCGACUUUACCGUUACAUUUGAGGAAAGCAUAUUCUCACUCACUACAUCAUGUCUAAUCGUUGCUAUUAUUCCCUGGAGGAUAUACUCCCUCUGGGCAAGAUCUGCCAAGACCCGUGACUGUUGCUUGCUCAACAUUAAAUUGUUCGGCUUUGUGGCACUUGGUGCCCUUCAUGCUGUCUUACUAGCCUUCCUUUCCAGGAGUCAGGCAUCUCAUCGUGUCCUCCUUGUAUUAUCGGGAACCUUUCAGUUACUCGCCAGCGUCUUGCUUACUGCACUAUGUUAUUGGGAACAUCGAAAGGCCAUCAGGCCAUCUUUCAUUCUAUCAGCCUCUUUACUUUUAACUACACUACUAGAUGCUGUCCGAGCAAGGACACAGUCUCUUCUUCCAGACAGUAAUACAGUCGCUGGAGUUCUGGUUGCGAUCGUCGUGGUAAAGUUGCUUCUUCUCUUGGCCGAUGCUAGAGAUAAAGCAAGUAUCCUGCUACCCGAGUACUCUAAAUCGUCCCUAGAGCUUCGAAGUAGCCUCUUCUCGAGAGCUUUCUUCAUCUGGUUGUUUCCUGUAUUAUCUAUGGGUUUCAGAACCGUCAUAUCUUCCGAUGACUUACCACCUAUCAAUGAGAAGCUAGCAUCACAGACGCUGACAGCUAAGGUUGAGCGGCGAUGGAAGAGGAGGGUUUCAAUAGGACCUCUUUCGUUGUUCAUAGAUGUCCUUGCUAGUUUCCCCAAAGAGCUCUGCAUCAUACUACUUGCAAAUCUAGUCCAGGUCGGCCUGAACAUCUGCCAGCCACUGCUCAUCCAGGAACUGGUGACCUUCCUGGACUCAGCUGACCGUUCUAUAAACAGGGGCUACGGGCUUCUCGGAGGGUUCUUCUGUGUUUCCAUGACCAAUGCUUUGGUAAUCCCAUGGGGUUUCCACUACGUUGGUCGUCUUAUGACCAUGACCCGUGGCGCACUUGUCCCCCUGAUUUACUCCAAGCUUCUCCAGCUGAGAGGAAACGACUUACACCAGAUGACCUCCUUCACUCUUAUGAGUGCAGAUGUGGAAACUAUCGUUAACGAUUCAUGGAGAUUACUGGAGCCAUGGGCUCAUCUCUUGCAGAUCGUGAUCGGAACAUACCUUCUCUAUCGUCAAUUAGGUGCGGUCUGCUGCAUACCAAUCGUCGUGAUUCUUUUAACCUUUACACUUGUUGCCGUCAUCGGCUCCAGGAUCGCUGGUCAUCAGUCCGCUUGGUUUGAUCAAAUCGAAAAAAGAAUUGACUUGACAACCCGUACACUUAGCUUCUUGCAUUCUGUCAAGCUUCUUGGGCUUUCUAGGAUUCUGGAAGAUAAACUGCAUGAGAAGCGGGAGAAUGAGCUACGAACAUCCCAGAAGUUCAGAAUCACCAAUUGCUCUGCCUUGGCAUCCGCUUCCGCCCCUCAGGUUCUAGCCCCUCUGGUCACCUUUGGCGCAUACUCAAUUGCCAAGAUGGUUUCAGGACAGCCCAACUUCUCAGAGGCAACGGCUGUCACCAGCUUUUCAAUCCUCAACCUCAUAUCCGCUCCUGCUAUGCAGCUACUGCUCGCAAUUCCUAUGGGAGCACAAGCAAUCGGAUGUUACGGUAGAAUCCAAUCAUUUCUUCGGACCCCCGAGGAUCUCAUCCCCUCGACAGCUACAACCAGCAGCUCAGACCUCACUGGCCAGAGUGCCAGACAGAACAUCCUGAUAGAACCUGAGUCGAGUAUUGUUCUAGACUGUAUCGAGCAGUCUCGUGGGAAGCUUGAAGUCCGAUAUGACCAAAACAGUCGCCUACCGAUUCAGUUCAUGCCAAAUUCAAUUAUUGCUAUCACAGGGCCAAGCGGCUGUGGCAAAUCUACCCUUCUUCGAGAACUGCUUGCUUCUCAACAAAUUCAACCUUCGGAUCUCUUCCCCUCAAGCAACGUUGCUUAUUGCUCUCAAACUCCUUGGAUUUUUGAAGGCACUAUCCGUGACAACAUUUUUGGCCAAUCCGAAGUGGACGAAAGCUGGUAUCAAUCUGUACUUCACAGUUGUGAACUUCGUGAGGAUCUGGACAAUAUGCCCAACAGUGACUCUACUGAAGUUGGCAGUGGAGGAUCGAAGCUGAGUGGUGGACAAAAGCAGCGUAUCGCUAUCGCUCGAGCCUUGUGUUCUAGAAAGGCACGGGUAAUCUUUGAUGAUGUAACAAGUGCCCUUGAUGGGCGUACUACAUCUUCCUUGAUAACUAAUGUAUUUAGUAAGGAUGGAAUAAUUCGCUCGCAGAACAUGUCUGUUGUUGUAGCAACGCACUCGUUGCAGAUUCUGCGUCUCGCAGAUCGCGUCUUGCUUAUGGGCCAAGAUGGCCAAGUCAUCGACUCAGGCCCAUACGCAGAACUCGCCACACGGCAAGAAUAUUUUUCACAACACCAAAGUGGAAAGUCUUCACGGCCUUCUUCUUUGCCUCGAGAUCCCCUGGUCCAAGUCAAAGAGCUUGAAGCUAGUCGAGGAGAGUACGCAUCUCAACUCAAAACCAAGGCCGAUGAUCUGCGGAGAAAGCAGGGAGACUGGAGGCCCUUUACGUACUAUCUUGGUGCUAUGGGAUGGCUUGGUGUCGGAACCUUUGUUACUGGCAUCAGUCUCUACAUGGUACUGAACGCAAUCUUUGGUGUUUGGCUGGUGUGGUGGGCCGAGGAUUCCCAUGGCGGCCGAGGUCUUGGCUACUGGCUAGGCCUCUACGCUACCUGGGCCACUCUCAUCACUAUUGGGAUUCUGAUAACACCCAUUUUCUUCUUCACCAAAUUGGCCUCCAAGGCAUCGCACGUCAUGCACGCGGACUUGUUAACAACCACGAUGAGCAUAGAAGACACUGCAUCUCUUAUAAAUAGGUUCAGUCAGGACAUCCGCUUAGGUGACUGGCAACUGCCAUUUAAUAUUCUUUUGACAGUGAUGGCGCUACUCGCGUGCCUAGCAAGCAUUGGUGUUGCUAUCUCGGCUGUCCCGUACUUGGCCAUAGGUGCACCAGGAAUUGCCAUUGUGCUUUAUCUGCUUCAAAUGCUGUACCUGCGCACUUCCAGGCAGUUGCGGUUACUCGAACUCGAACAAAAGGCACCUAUCGUGUCGCUGUUUCUCGACAGUAUCCAGGGAAUCACCACGAUCCACUCCUUUGGCUGGAGCUCAGCUUAUGUUCAAAAGAGCUACAACCUCUUGGACUCGUGUCAAAAGCCCCUCUAUACCCUUUACUGCGUUCAACGCUGGCUGAUACUUGUCCUAUCUCUCAUCGCCACAGGCACAGAACUGAUCGUCAUUGGAGCUGCCAUCGCUCUUCGCACGAAGGUCAGUGCUGGACUAGUCGGCCUAGCCGUUGUUCAUGUCACGACACUUGCAAAAAGUCUAUGCGAUCUUGUCAUGCAAUGGACAGAUAUGGAGACUUCACUGGGUGCUGUUUCGCGUAUCUACACAUUCUCACGUGAGACCCCUCGUGAGGUACAGUCGGAUCAAUCGUCUUCAAACCUGAUUGAAGGUUGGCCGUUAAGAGGCGGUAUCACUUUUGAGAAUGUCAGUGCAACGUAUGAAGAUGCUACCACAGGGUUAGAGGUGUCGCCAAAACUAGCCUUGGACAGUAUUACAUUUAAUGUCAAACCUGGUGAGAAACUUGGUAUCUGUGGUAGAACUGGCAGUGGGAAGAGUAGCCUCAUGGCAGCUCUCCUGCAGAUAGUACCUUGCUACCAGGGCAGAAUUCUUAUCGACGGCACCGACCUUUCGACACUCCAUUGCGAAGACGUUCAAUCCAAGCUUAAUUAUGUAACACAAGAGCCGUUUUUAUUUGACGGAACUAUACGAGAGAAUCUAAGCCCUUGGCAUCUAACUCUUGCCGACCAUGAGAUGACUGCAGCUCUUGAGAAGGUCACUUUGUUAAAAAAGGCCACAUCCCUCGGAGGACUAGAUGCUUUACUGAGCCGCGACUCAUUUUCACACGGUGAGAGGCAACUGUUCUGUCUCGCCCGAAGCCUUCUACGGAGCAGCAGCAUCGUAAUUCUCGACGAGCCCACUGGACAUAUUGACCCGAGCACGGAUGCUACCAUUCAGCAAGUUAUCAGGGAUGGAUUUCCCGGUCGAACCAUGAUCAUGAUCGCUCAUCGCUUGCGUACGUUACUUGAUUUCGAUACGGCUAUCGUCUUGGAUCAUGGGAGGGUGAAGGAGAUUGGCCCACCCAAGUCCCUUCUGAACGACAUGAGUUCUACGUUCAACGCACUCUACCACGCGGCUGAAGGUGGCUCAAAGGAUUCACCACCGAUCAUGCAGGACCCUGCGAGUGGUGGCGGCUUAGCCACAUGGUCCCCUGUUUAUGUAUCUAAACCGUGUGAGCCCAUCCGCCCCGCCCUCCUUCCCUGUCGUACUCUGCCCAAGGCAGUCCGCGCGAUGAUUGGAGCCGAGAUAGGCACAGUCGGAAGAAGCAGACUCACCGUUACAUGGCAAGACGAUGUGACUCAUGGUAUGUGGAUCUGCUUAAGCCGAGGCAAGGGUCGGACCCAGAUAUUUCGCAACCCAGGCGGAUGGGCUUGGCUGUCCUUACCUUCGCUGUGCGAGAAGCUCAGCCCCAAGCCCAUUAUUUAUCCACUCACUCAUAGAGUAUCUCGUAUUUUUAUCCAUACGCAAACCCAUAUCGACAAGGCACACUGGAAGGAGCACAUGCAAUCCGCACCAAAAUUCAAACCAAUGCAGCAACGAAUUGACCUCCAUUGUCACGCUGUGGCUCCAGGAUAUCGUCAAUAUGCUGUCGAAAAUGGCCACGAAAAGCCUGAUGGCAUGCCUGCUCUCCCUCAAUGGAGUCCGAAGCAGCAUAUUGCCCUUAUGCAGAAGCUGAAUAUUAGCAAAUCCAUACUGAGCAUCACCUCACCAGGCACACACUUGACGCCAAGUAAGGAUAACAAUGCAGCAUGUUUGACCCGCCAGGUUAAUGAGGAACUUUCUUCUAUCUGCAACGACCAUCCCUCGCACUUUGGAUUCUUUGCAUCCUUGCCUUUGCCGCUGGUCGAUGAAUCCAUUGCCGAGAUCGACUAUGCAUUGGACAAGCUUGGGGCUCUAGGGAUUGCGGUUCUGUCAAAUGCCAACGGCGUUUAUCUAGGCGAUGAAAAGCUUGAUGCUGUUUUUGCACAUCUGAACGCUCGGAAGACUGUAUUGUUCAUCCAUCCGACGACAUGCAACAUCCUUGGCCCUGUAUCUGCAGAGGCAAAUGCUCUACCACAGGUACAAGCAGUCAAGCCACUGGAGAAGUAUCCUCGGCCGAUGAUGGAGUUCAUGUUCGACGAGACUCGCGCCGUGGCAAAUCUGCUUCUCUCGGGAACUGUUGCUAGAUACGCAGACAUCAGGUACAUUAUGUCCCACUGUGGCUGCGCACUGCCUUCAAUGCUUGAUCGCAUCGGUGCUUUUGCGACUUUGAUAUCAGGGGCAGAAAGUCAGACCGCUGAGUUCGAGGAAUUAUUGCGGGAGAGGUUUUUCUUUGAUCUUGCUGGGUUCCCUUUACCUAAUGCCAUCCAUGGCCUACUCAGGAUACUGGGCGAAGGAGGAGAGCAGAGGCUGGUUUAUGGGACAGACUAUCCCUUUACUCCUGAAAGGCUAGUGGUGGGUUUGGCAGAUGCCUUGGAUACUGGCCUCGAAGGAAUAUUCGAUGAGGCUCAACGAAACGAUGUCUAUGUAGAAAAUGCUACUAAGCUUUUGAACCUCUAA